This is a messenger RNA of Funneliformis geosporum, 192 nucleotides long. The record is from the annotation of a GenBank genome assembly. Lineage: Eukaryota; Fungi; Glomeromycota; Glomeromycetes; Glomerales; Glomeraceae.
AUACGUCGACCUGAUUUUCUUAAAACUUUAGAUCACCCAACUGGAUUAGAACUUGACAUUUAUUACCCACAAUAUGGAUUUGCAACUGAAGUGCAAGGAGAACAGCACAAAAGAUAUAUAGAAUUCUUUCACGGAGGAGAUCUCAAUAAUUUUAUAAAACAGCAAGCACGGGAUCAACUCAAGAAAGAAUAA